AUGGGCCUCUCUAUCGAAUCGGUAGUUGGCGUAUGCCAUAAGACUACAGUCCUCGGGAACAAGAUAUCCAUCCACAUGCUCGAGUAUGUGGGAACCGUAGAGAAGCAAAGUCAUCAGUUCUACGAGCUAGCGCAUGAUUUCCUAGAGACGUGCCGAAUAAUGUGGUCGCUCGAAGCUGGAUUGACUGAAUUUUCUAGAACUAAUCAGACGUUCCCGCAUGACAUGAUUGCGGAACUUGAAAAGAAAUUCAAAGCCGCUCAUACCGAUUUUCAAACACUCGAUCAUGUGCUAGGUCGGCUCCUAGACUAUGAGAAGAAGGGCACAAUGGGGAAGAUCCAAAAAGGAUGGCGCAAGAUGUUCGCGGAUAACGACGUCGAAAAGCUGAGAAACAAUCUGCUUAAGACCCGGGAGGCUCUAAGAAUGAGCGCUCUCGUAUUUCAAUGGUCCCUUGGCGAUGCCAAGGUAGAUGAGUCCGUCGGAAUUGGCUACACGGGCCUUGCCGCUGCUCUAGACCGCAUGUCCAGAAAUAAGACUACGACAAACAUUACCGGAGUGAAGUCUCACAGCAACACCACGGUGGCUAGUAACCAAGUGUACGAAGUUUCACCUAUCUGGCCUAUGCCGCCCAUACCAUAUUCCAACAGCAAAGGUUCGGUUACGGAUCAUUCAUAUCAUUCAUCUCUAAGGGGGCGCGAGGUACACAGUCCAGGACCGCAUCUCCUCCCCGAAAUACACCGUGAACCUUCGAUAUCAAAUUGUACCGUACGCAGCGGGGCGUCCUCUCGUGGUGCCCGAGAACGUGUAGUUUAUACAGUUGAAACUAUGGACCGAUCAAUUGCGCAUAGUACGGUGAACUCGGGGGGUCACACCGAGGUGGAUACGCUUAUCGAAGAGUUGGACUCGUUCGAGCCGUAUGAAGUCGUUCGAUUGAAGGCCGAACCCCAUAUAAUGCCUCGAUGGGGCCCGCGGAAUACGGCCGGAGCAAAUACGCCAGCGUUAAGGGAAGCUCUGCUUACCGCUGUGGAUUCGGGAAACCAUCAGGUAGUCGAACAGCUACUGGACCGAGGCGUUUCUCCCGAGAGCAGCCCGGAGGCUCAUCUCCUCAACCGGGCAAUUAUGCGUCACGACGUAGAAAUCGUCCGCAUUCUCCUACUCUUCGGAGCCGACCCCAAUACUCCAGAUAACCGCAAUGUAACCCCUUUGAUUUUAGCAGUUGAAGAAUCUUUUCGGGAUGCCGUCACAAUGCUACUCAAAUACGGAGCAGAUCCUAACCUUGCGGCUGGCCCGCAGUCAGAGACGCCCUUUGCCAUAUCCGUCGCCGAAGACAAACCUGAGCUCGUUCGUUUUCUCCUCACCUACGGAGGCGAUGUUAACCAUAUCAUGACAAACGGAAAUACCGCGUUAUUGACAGCCAUAAUAAGAAAGGGAACGAAAAGGGUUAUUGAUAUGCUGCUUGACUACGGUUCCGAUGCGAACGCGAAGAACAGAGAAGGUCAUAGCCCCCUUUUCGAAGCCAUUCAGACGAAUCGCAUUGAAAUUGUAACAAGCCUUCUAGACCGCGGCGCCAAUCCCAACCUUCCUGGGCCGAAGCAUAUGCUUUGGCCUGCGGCAGGGCUACCUCGCAUUCUCGAACUACUCCUCGCACGGGGCGCUGACCCUAAGAAAGCCCCCGGGGUUAUGGAAUUGGCGACAUCUAUUAACAACAUAGAAGCGGUUCGUGUACUGCUAAAGGCCGGAGUCGACCCAAAUUCCAAGAAGGACGGCAUCUAUACGCCACUCUGCUCAUCUAUCCGUGACAAUAGAAGCGAUAUAUUGGAUCUUCUUCUCGCGAAUGGCGCAGAUCCGAAUGUGCCGAGCGCAGAAUAUCCCGCGUUCAAGUGCGUAACGCAUUACAGGACGGAGUAUCUGGCGCCGCUCGUAGCCGCAGGCGCUGACCUGAACACGCCAAAGGGAAUUCUCGAGACUGCUGUCCAGUUCAAAAAUGUAGAGGCGUUAUACUGGCUUUUAGACACAGGGAAGGUAUCGCCUAACGACAAGGCGCCCAAGACCGGUGCUACGCCUCUGACUACGGCGAUCCGCGAGAACCGUCCUGACUUGGUGGAUCUUCUCCUAUCCCGUGGUGCCGACCCCAACGUCAGAGGAGAAGAUUGGCCCGUAUGCAUGGCAGUACACCAGCCCGCGAUCCUGAAGCGCCUACUACCGGCAUUGGCUGAACCGCGUGCCUUCAAAGGUGUAAUGGAAAUGGCUGUCGUGGCAAACCAGCUAGAGAGCGUCAAGUUGCUCCUCAAGGCAGGUGUAAGCGUAGAGGACCGCAAUGGAGGUGUUUUCUCUCCUCUAACGACGGCUAUCCGCGAAGAUCGUAAGGAAAUAGUGCAUUUCUUGCUUGAGGAAGCUGGAGCUGACGUAAAUGCGCCCGGCGAGCAUCUCCCUAUAGUGAAGGCUCUACGGCGGGCUCGCGGAGCUGACACCGAGAUCAUUGAAUUGCUCCUGAAGCAUGGGGCAGACCCGAAUAAGAUCUACCGCGGCCACAACGCCUACAUCCAAGCCAUCGAGAAUGGCGAUGCGAACAUCCUUAGGCUUCUUAUUGAUAAGGCCGGCGUCGACCUUGAUGUCAGAGACGACUCCGGAAUGACGGUGGCUGAGAUCGCAGCCCACCGGGGUUGGGAAGAAGGCCGCCAGAUACUAACGAGUGGAAUCUCCGUCUCGUAG
Molecule: messenger RNA, 2709 nt
Organism: Daldinia caldariorum
Lineage: Eukaryota; Fungi; Ascomycota; Sordariomycetes; Xylariales; Hypoxylaceae
Product: ankyrin repeat-containing domain protein
Exons: 6
Coding region: 1-2709 (902 amino acids)
Cellular component (GO): cytoplasm
Molecular function (GO): protein binding
Source: RefSeq, a predicted model, not a curated record